Anguilla rostrata (American eel) is the source of this 8988-nucleotide messenger RNA. Its product is annotated as IQ motif and SEC7 domain-containing protein 1-like. The transcript has 17 exons. Lineage: Eukaryota; Metazoa; Chordata; Actinopteri; Anguilliformes; Anguillidae. Bases 2156 to 6682 code for a protein of 1508 amino acids. The record is from RefSeq and is a predicted model, not a curated record. Gene Ontology annotation, molecular function: protein binding; guanyl-nucleotide exchange factor activity. Gene Ontology annotation, biological process: actin cytoskeleton organization; regulation of ARF protein signal transduction.
UGUACGUGUGUGAAUGCAUGUGUGUGAGAUAGAGAGACAGAGAGGCGUUAAUGCACGUUUGUAAGUUUGGGGGGUAUCAGAGACUGCGGCCAUUCUGGCUCAGUUCAAUGACCCUCUCUUAGGAAAUCUCUUCGGUGUUAGAUCCAAAAUGGCCGACACAUGGGCUAAAUUGCGUAAUAGUGUCACACUGAAGUUCCCUCUAGUAUUUAACGUCACAGCAUUGGAUGAGAAAAUAAAAGACAUAUCUGCCCUGACUCACAGGACUAAGCUGAACCUGCACCAGCGCUCCCCCUCUCUACAGUUGUACGGACGGUGACGCUGAACCAGCCUCGCGGAGGCGCAUUCAGUACUCUGCGGCGCAGUAUGGCGGAGGGGGAGGCAGGUGCGGCACUCGGAGACCGGCGGGGUGGGAAGUGGACCUCAGGAAUCAGCCUUGUGAUCGGGAAUCCAAAAUCCGAACCGAAUCCAGGACCGGCUUGACUUCAGUUGAUUUUCUCUUGUGCUUCGCUGAAUCAUUUUGAAGACGGGGACUGUAUUAGAGCGCUCCUGCCUGCGUUUCCCGGGCACGCGGAACAGUGCGACAGAGCCGCAUUGACAACGAGAAGCGAAAAAAAGAGAAGAUUCCUGCGCCAGGGAAGGGAAGAUUUUUGGAACAUUUUAAAUUACACGUUGUUCUUGACGGCUACACACGUCUUGAAGACAUAUGAGUAAUUGUCGUUUGGAUUUCCGCGUCUUUUUUCUGAUCUGCAGCGAGAGCAGCCGAGGGAGCUACAGAAAAUACGAACUGAACCCAUAUGCGCCAAUAAUAAUAAUCAUUUAAAAAAUGCCAUUCAUUUUAAAACGAUUUUGUCAUCUGUGGGAGGCACAUUGACCGUUAACGUGGAGAAAGUAAUUUCAAAAUAGCAGGUGGGACUUAAGAAGACGAGAGAAAGACUGAGAGCAAUUAGCUGUCCAUCUCUCCGUGGUUUUCUGGCUUUUGUCGCGCGUGAGACUGAAAGAGUGGGAGAGAGGAGAGGACGGUGGCGAAGAGAAGGAGACAGCCUGUGUUUGCACGUCUCUGAAUAAACAGGCAUAAGUGAGAAGGGCAGAGAGGAGGAGGAAGAAGGGAAGGACUGUCGAGGCAUUGCAGGAGCGGAGGGUAAAAUACAGCUUCAUUAUAAGGGGUGCAGGUGUGAGGAUGGCUCCGCUCACCAACGUGUGGCAGGCUUGAGAGACAGAUGGGGUAGGGCAUCGGAUCUGUGGAAAUGGGGUGUUCUGUUACGAUGGGCAAGCGUAGCGGAGUGUGGAUGUUCUGUGGUUUUCUGCAUGAGAAGGGUGGCGCUAGUCCGCUAAUCUUGUGCUAGCGUUGCGCUGGAGUCUGGAGGCACCUUCUGCCCUCCUCCUCCUCUCGCUGCGGGACAGACGUCAGGCAGCGUGGGUUCCCCCGCCACCUGGGAGGAACGGCAGCGCGCGCCUGACAUUUCCGUCUCACUUGAUUCAUGAGUGUGUUCUCCCUGCAAAUUUUCACAAGAUCAGCCGAAAGUGUUGCGGUACUGAGAAUGGAGGGUGUGUGGUUUAGCGGAACAAGGUAUUUGGGAACACCGGAGGAGAACAUGAAGAGGUAGAUACUUCCUGUGUCCCAUUCCCUCCUUCCUCUUAGGAAUCUCUGGAUGUAUUUUUCCCCACCCUCCGGAGACACACACACACACUCACGCAUGCACACACUCACGCACACACGCAGAUACACACAAACACAGAUACCCUCAUAACGUGUGUCCCCCCCCCCCCCCAGCAUAUAUCUCCUUCUGAUCAAAUCUAAGCUCCUCCCUCUCAUCAAAGCUUAGCUACUCCCUCCAAUCUCACGUUUCAGCCCCACUGGUUGUUGGUGUGGAUCUAAGAGCAGGACCCCCACUGCUCCCCAACACCCCUCCAGAACUGUGCGACUGUCUCUGCUGAUUCGACAGGGACUCUGGGAAGAGUGUUUUGAGGAAGCAGACCUACCAGUGGCUGUACAGAGCUCUCAGAUAGAGUGCGAAAAGAAACUGAGUCUUUAAGCUCAAUCCAGCCCUACCUCUCCUUCCCUCUCCCCCCCACUCAGUACUGGUGGGGGGGGGGGAGCUCCACAGUCACCCUGGGUCGCCCAGCCGCAGCGAGCGGGUAGAGGGGGGUCCUGACCAUGGAGGCAGGCCAGGGCAGCCCAGAGAGCCCUAACCGGGCGGUGGAGUAUCUACUGGAGCUCAACAACAUCAUCGAGAGCCAGCAGAAGCUGCUGGAGACGCAGAGGCGGCGCAUCGAGGAGCUGGAGGUGCAGCUGGACCGGCUGAGCCAGGAGAACAAAGACCUGCGACUGGACCGGAACCCGCACGGGGCCGAGUCCGGCGGCGGCGCCCAUCAGAACCAGAGCCAGACGCCUUCCGCACCCGGCCACGCGCCCCUGUCCAACACCGGCUCCUCGCCCCUGCCGCCGCCCCCCGUGCCCGUGCGCGAGGGGCGGGCCCACGGCCGGCUCACCCGCGGCCUGUCCUGUGGCUCCGCCCCCGAGAGGGUGGACCGGGCCUCGGGCGACCGGGAGAAGGAGAAGCCGGACCGGAGCGACGGAAAGAGCACCCAGCCCGCCGCGCCGUCGCAGAGACAGUCAGACGGGGACUCGUCCAUUAAAGACAGUGUGGACACGGAGGCCGGAAGUUUUUCGGACAGUCCCUGCAGCCAGGCCCCCUACCUCCGAAGUGCAGACCCCCACCGGGAUGGCGGUGGCCCCCCGGGGUCCCGCGGCCCCCCUGUGGCCCCACCCAGCCCGGCCAGCCUGGCGUGGGCCCAGCGCACGCGGAACCAGCCCGCUAGCCUGGCGCUACGCAAACAGGAGGAGGAGGAGAACAAGCGCUGCAAAGCCCUCUCGGACAGCUAUGAGCUCUCCACCGACAUGCAGGAUAAGAAGGUGGAGAUGCUGGAGAGGAAGUACGGCGGCUACUUCCUGAGCCGGCGGGCGGCGCGCACCAUCCAGACGGCCUUCCGGCAGUACCGCAUGAACAAGAACUUCGAGCGCCUGCGCAGCUCGGCGUCGGAGAGCCGCAUGACGCGCCGCAUCAUCCUGUCCAGCAUGCGGCUGCAGCACUCCUUCGACGAGCGGCAGCCGCACUACGCGCUCGCCCAGGGCGCCGGCGGCGCGCAGGGCCUGGACCCCGCCUCCCCCCCCAACCCGCAGGGCGACCCGCCCGAGCACUACCCCCGCCUGGAGGACUCCUUCUCUAAACAGGUGAAGUCUUUGGCCGACUCCAUGGAUGAGUCGCUCACCUGUGUGGCGGCCCAGGACUCCCAGGAGGGGGGCGGUGACGCGGGGGUCCUGAGCGGGGUGGAGAGCGACGAUUUCGGGGAGUGCGUGUGGAGCAACAGCAGCAACCCCUCGUCCCGCAGGGGAGGCGGGGACCGGGAGAGGGGCGGGGGGCGGGGCCUGGGGGCGCACGGCGACAGCACGGCCACCUCCUACAGCGACGUGACGCUCUACAUGGACGACGGCCUGCCCUGCUCGCCCCUCUCGCUGGACCGGGCCCCCAGCAGCACCGACACCGAGUACUGGGGCCCCGGGGGCGCGGGGGGCGGCCGCGAGGACAGCCGCGACACCGAGGGCGGGGGCAGCAGCAACAGCCGGCGGAGCACCCCGUGCACGGAGUGCCGGGACUACCGGCUGCGGGCGGCGCACCUGCCGCUGCUCACCAUCGAGCCGCCCAGCGACAGCUCGGUGGACAUGAGCGACCGCUCGGACCGCGGCUCCCUCAGCCGGCCCCUGGCCUACGAGCAGGAGGGGGGCGGCGGCGGCGGUGGCGGCUCGCCCCAGAGCGCCGUCAAGCACGCCCCCGCCACGGCCCAGGGGCAGGCCCGCCCCAUCGGCCGGCCCCUCCCCUCCCCCGUCCCCGCCCACAUCCCGCACCACGUCCACCACCACCACCACCCCCACCACCACCACCACCACCCCAUGCACCACCACCAGUACUCCGACACGCCGUCCUCUUCCUCCUCCCCGCACCCGCAGCCCCCGCCCACCCCGCUCUCCUCCUCCUCCUCUGCCGCCCCGGCCCCCGGCAGCCUGGACCAGCCCUGCUGCUCGGACGGGGACAACGACUCGCUCAACUCCACCACCAACUCCAACGACACCAUCAACUGCAGCUCGUCCUCGCGGGACAGCCUGCGGGACCCGCUGCCCCCCCUGGGCAAGCAGACCUACCAGCGGGAGAGCCGCCACAGCUGGGACUCGCCCGCCUUCAACAACGACGUCGUCCAGAGGAGGCAGUACCGCAUCGGGCUCAACCUCUUCAACAAGAAGCCGGAGAAGGGGAUCCAGUACCUGAUCGAGCGGGGCUUCGUGUCGGACACGCCCGUGGGCGUGGCCCGCUUCAUGCUGGAGCGGAAGGGCCUGAGCCGCAUGAUGAUCGGAGAGUUCCUGGGCUGCCGACAGAAGCAGUUCAACAAGGACGUGCUGGACUGUGUGCUGGAUGAGAUGGACUUCUCAGGGAUGGAUCUGGACGACGCUCUGAGGAAGUUUCAGGCCCAGAUUAAAGUCCAAGGGGAGGCCCAGAAAGUGGAGAGACUCGUUGAGGCCUUCAGUCAGCGGUACUGUGUGUGCAACCCGGUGCUGGUCCGACAGUUCCAGAACCCGGACACCAUCUUCAUCCUGGCCUUCGCCAUCAUCCUCCUCAACACGGACAUGUACAGCCCCAACGUCAAGGCUGAGAGGAAGAUGAAGCUCGAAGACUUCAUCAAGAACCUGAGAGGAGUGGAUAACGGUCAGGACAUCCCGCGCGAGCUGCUGGUGGGGAUCUACCAGCGCAUCCAGAAGUGGGAGCUGCGGACCAACGAUGACCACGUGUCCCAGGUGCAGGCGGUGGAGCGGGUCAUCGUGGGAAAGAAACCGGUGCUGUCCUUGCCGCACCGCAGGUUGGUGUGCUGCUGCCAGCUGUAUGAGGUGCCCGACCCCAGCCGACCCCAGAGGAGUGGGGUGCACCAGAGGGAGGUGUUCCUCUUCAACGACCUGCUGGUGGUAACCAAAAUCUUCCAGAAGAAGAAGAACUCAGUGACCUAUAGCUUCCGACAGUCGUUUCCUCUGGUGGAGAUGCAGGUUCACAUGUUCCAGAACUCCUACUACCCCCACGGCGUGCGGCUGACGUCGGCCGUCCCCGGCGGGGAGAGGAAGGUGCUGAUCGUGUUCAACGCCCCGAGCCAGCAGGACCGCACCCGCUUCACCAGCGACCUGCGGGAGAGCGUGGCCGAGGUGCAGGAGAUGGAGAAGUACCGGGUGGAGUCUGAACUGGAGAAGCAGAAGGGAGUGAUGAGACCUGGCCUCCUGAGUGGAGGGGUAGGAGGAGGUGGGGUGAAGACGGAAGCAGUGAAUGGCAUUCUGGGAAGGCCCAGUCUGGAUGACACCUACACCACUGGAGAAGGACUAAAACGUACUGCACUGAGCUCGUCCCUGAGGGACCUCACAGAGACAGGAAAACGGGGUCGCAGAAACAGCGUUGGAUCCUUGGAUAGCACCAUUGAAGGAUCCAUCAUUAGCAGCCCCCGGCCUCACCAGCGCCUCCCCAUGGCGGGAGUGGUGUCUGGCGCUUAUGGUGCUGAAGACUUCCGGCCUCACCGCCCCAUCCUGAGCCCCGGAGUGGGGGUGGGGGGUGGGCCGGGGCAACAGCACAGCCCUGCGGGGCCAGCAGGAGGGGGCGGGGGAGGGGUCGGGGGUGGGGCAGUCUGCAGUGGAGAGAGGGGGGGGGCGGGGAGUGGGGGGGGGACUGGAUCCUUCCUGGGGUCUCUGUUCGGCACCAAACGGUCAAAACCGCCAGGACCUCUUAUCCCCCCAGGGCCACCUUACCCCGCCCCUGUCCCGCCUCCCACCACCGGAGGGCCACCCCCUCACUCCCCCUCCUCUCUGAGCCAAUCAGAGGGAGGCGUGCCUUCCAAGAUCCAGGCCUUGCACGCACAGUACUGUCACGCCAGUGGCGUCCAGGCCCCGCCCCCUUACCACCACCAUCAUCGCUACCACGUCCAGACCGUGCCCCCCCCAAACCACGCUUCGCCUACACCGCCACCCACCCACCACACGCUGCACAGAGGCUCUCUGCCUCGGCGCCCGCCGCCCGUCCCCACCCACGCCCAGCUGUCCCAGCUCCCCCCGCACGCUUUGCAGGGUCGCUACGGCAACAUGGCGCAUGGCAUGGGCUGCCCGCCGCCUCUCUCCCCCGUCUCCCCACAUCCUCUCUACCACACCCAGCCCACACAUUCGGCCCGGGGCGGCCCCGCCAACAAGCUGCCCCUCACACAAGCUCUCUCCCACCCCGGCCACACCCACCCCUCCUACACCCACCCCGGCCACGCCCACACGCCCCACCCUUCCUCCUCCCACACCGGGCACCCGCCUCACUUCGUCUUCAACACGCCCCUGAUGCCUUCCGCCCGCCACCUGCCCCAAGGCAACCAGUAUCUGCCCCAAUACCCGCCGCUCUCCUCUAUCCCCCCUCCCCCCCCCCACUCCCCUUUACCCCCCCCUUCCACCCCCCUUACCCCUCUUACACCUCUGUCCCCUCACGUCCCCCAGCACCCGGGGCAGGUACAGCAGGGAGGGGCGCAGGGAGGGCAGGGGGGCGGGGGAGGGGCAGGGGCCACCGGCACCGGAGGCAGCGGCAAAUCCAAGUCUAUCAACCGCAUCAGUACGGUGGUCUGAGAGGGUGGGGCCGCAGGGGCCGGGGGGCGGGGCUGCGGGGGAGGGCGAGGAGGGGCAGGGGCAGACCUCGCAGAAAGAAGCGCAGCUCUCUCAAGCUGUGUUACUUUCACAUCCGUUUCCCACACAGGAAGAAAAAGUUCUGAGACAUAGACACACACACACACACACACACACACAUACACACAGAACACAUACAUGCAUGAAUCCAAGCACCCACACAUGCACAGACUCACGCUCGAGCGCACACACACAUAGAAACAAACAGUCUCACAGUGUGGAUGAAUCUGCCAGGGACCCUGUCAUACAGUACUGUGCAAACACCUAAUGGGGGUAGAGAGAGUCUUUCAGAGACUGGAGGUGAGAGGGGAAGCAGGUGAACAGUGUUGUUUCGGCUGGUUUUACAUCAUAAUAGGGCUCGCAUGGAUCAUACCGUUUCCAGGGGAACACAGUGUGGCAGUGAUUUAGGAGUGAGAGAUUCACAGUAGGAGCUGACUCGCAAUUUAAAUUUAUCCCGAAGAUACAGAAAAACUGCUCAGGUGAUGACAGGGAAAUUACGCCUUCUGGGAAUGAAUCAGCUGAAAGGAGUUUUGUGGCUGUUGUCUGGAAGACACUUCCAGCAGGAGCAGUCAGUGUGGCAAACAAGCGUGUCACUGAGAGACGACAGAUUUUAUUGAAUUUGAAAAGGAAAUUUUGAGUUUGUGCAUCAGCCAGGCUCGUACUGACAACACUCACAAUUACUGAUAUCACUCAGACUGACUGAUUUCAACGGAUUUAGUGUGACUCCAAGUGAGGCACAGAAGCAGGCAUACUGACAAGCAAACAUAACCUAACACAUACACAAACUCACAGACACACACAGACUCACAGACACACACACAGACUCACAGACACACACAGACUCACAGACAUACACACAAACUCACAGACAGACUCACAGACACCCACAAACUCACAGACACACACAGACUCACAGACAUACACAAACUCGCUGACAGACUCACAGACUCACACAAACUCAAAGACACACACACAAACUCACACACACACAAGCUCGCAGACACACUCACAGACACACACACACUCACAGACACACGCAGACACAGACGCAGUUGCACUCGGGCAGGUUCGCAGACGUGGUUACUCACUAAUCCCCAGUCCGCAGUCACGCGCGCUGCUGCUCGAUUCUGUCCUCUACAGGAAGGCCGGACUCCUCCGUCCGGGGCGAGAGAGAGCGCAGACUCACGGCGGAUCGGCUCCGGACAGAGCCGAGGGGGCCUGAGCGAGCGUCGCGUGCGGGCGGAGCGCGAUUUAAUCAGCGCGCUGGGGCCUCGGGAGCGCAGCGCAGCGCUCCGCCGCCCCGCAAUAAUCCGGCCGCGGCGCAUCUCACCCCCCCCCGGUCCGCGGGUGACGUGCGCGAAGGCCACGCCCCUUCUCUCCGCGCCGAAGUCGCUCUUGAUGGAUGGCAGUUGCGAGGACCGUACGGACUCCCAGAAACCGAACGCUCGCUCGACACCGGAGCUCGUCGCGGGUCCGAUCCGAGACGGCGGACCCUGUGCAGUCAGCACUGCACACCAGCGGACUUUCUGCACUUUUAUUCCACUCCAAGGACAAAGUUACACGCGUACUACGCCACUGCUUUUACAGUUUGUGGAGCAUUCAAUGUUAUUAUUGUAUCAGCUGUAAACUUAUAAAACAUAUAACUGGCCUCAAACGCUCUCUCUCUCUCUCUCUUUCUCUCUAUUCGACUCUUAUUUCUCAUUCUUUCUCUUUCCUCUCUCGCUGUACCUCUCUGUUUCUCUUUCUCUCGCUCUCUCUUCAUCCUCCUUGUUUAAAACUGAACGGGUUCAAGCGGUUCAGACUCAGGGAGGCUGUGUAAAUAUGUGUUACUAACAUUCCUAUGUACAGGUCCAGUAAUCCCAGCCAAGAUAACGGCUAUGGGGCUUAGAAAUGUGUUUGUACGGGAAGACGGAUGAGGUGUAGAAGAGCGCGGGACCAUCGCAGCUGCUACUAUAGGUCUGAUGUGUUUUCUGUGCCAGGGGUUUUACAUGAUAUCUAUAAUUAUUGUUACUAAUAAUAUUUUUUGCAAACUUGAGUCUAUUUUUGCUGGUAUAUGAGUGUUACAUUGAUAAUUCAUAUUAUGAAUAUGUUCUAUUGAGCAGAUCUUACUUUUUUCUAAUGGUUGUGAGCCAGAGCAAGGCAAAUAGCAUUAGGUAUGUUCUAAACAGCAUAUGAAUAUGUUAUAAAUACCCUGUAAAUUUACAUGAGAGCCUGACGUUGUGGUUGGGAAUUAUAUGGUUUUAUUAUGA